Molecule: messenger RNA, 495 nt
Organism: Mytilinidion resinicola
Lineage: Eukaryota; Fungi; Ascomycota; Dothideomycetes; Mytilinidiales; Mytilinidiaceae
Product: ankyrin
Exons: 1
Coding region: 1-495 (164 amino acids)
Cellular component (GO): cytoplasm; nucleus
Molecular function (GO): protein binding
Source: RefSeq, a predicted model, not a curated record
AUGGAAAUGAGGCUCAUCUAUCCUCGCGCUCAACAAGAACUUGACGACUUCAGAUCAACUUCCGCGGCGGUGGGGCGGCUAAGCACUUUAGAAGCGUUCCCGCUGCAUCGUGCUGCAUGGCUUGGUCAAUUUCUCUUAGUACAAAAACAUCUUCGCGACGGCAUUAACGUGGAUUCGACCCUUCCAAGAAGUAAAAUAACAGGACUGCUCUAUGCUGUCGAUACUUCGCAAUUCGCAGUCGUUCAACUCCUGCUUUCACGAGGAGCGUCGGUGAACAAAGCAAGCGCUGGUCAGAGUACCGCUCUCCAUAUCCUAGCGCAGAAACGGGAGGGUAAGGAUCUGCAAGUUGCUAUCGCAAAGGCUCUGGUCGACGCAGGAGCCGAUCGCACUGCCAAACGAAAAGAAGGUCUGACGCCCUACUGGUACCUGAUCACAUUCUGCGCAAACAAAGCAAGCGAGGAACAUCGGCUACUGUUCCACCCAGGCGAUUGGUGA